AUAUUCUAUGUGUCAUGAUUUGUUUAAAAUGUCAACUACGACAAAAUGAGGUUAUAUCUCGCUCUUGUAAUAAUUAUUUGUUUUUCAUGGGAUUUGGGAGAAUGCUUAAUGCUUGUCAAUGCAAAUAAAAGCGUUGAUCAGCAACUAGAGUAUAGGCCUGAAGGACCGCUGGUAAUGUGCAAAUUUUUGUCAAUAGAAUUUAUAGAAUGUGAAGAACCAAUUGAUCACAAAGGAAAUAAAACUGCCAAGGACGAAACAGGUUUCGGUUGUGUCAAGUUUGGAGGAUCUCGCUAUGAAGAUGUGGAGAAAACUAAAGUAUCAUGUACAGUAUUACCAGACAUCGAGUGCUUUGGACCAAGAACAUUCUUUCGUGAAGGAAUACCGUGUAUAAAAUACAGUGAUCAUUUUUUUGCGACAACUCUCUUGUAUAGCAUUUUAUUAGGUUUCCUUGGUAUGGAUCGAUUUUGCCUUGGUCAUACUGGAACAGGAGUAGGCAAAUUGUUAACAUUAGGUGGUAUGGGUGUGUGGUGGAUUGUAGACAUCAUUUUAUUAGUAACAAAUUCCUUACAACCUGAGGAUGGUAGUAACUGGAAUCCAUAUGUAUAACAUCUUAUUACUUAAAAGAGACAAGC
This is a messenger RNA of Harpegnathos saltator (Jerdon's jumping ant), 632 nucleotides long. It is a transcript of the gene amrt, whose product is annotated as TM2 domain-containing protein 2 amaretto. The record is from RefSeq and is a predicted model, not a curated record. The coding region runs from base 46 to 606 and encodes 186 amino acids. The transcript is spliced from 3 exons. Lineage: Eukaryota; Metazoa; Arthropoda; Insecta; Hymenoptera; Formicidae.